GGCGGGUCUGCGCGUGCGUGGGGCGGUGCGCGCAGGGCUGGCGGGCGACCGGAGCAUCUUAGGUUGAGGCGGCGACGGCUGAGGUGGCGGUCCAGGUGGAGAUGGGGAGCGGCGGUGGUGAGCACCGGUCACCGGUGAUCCACUGUAGGUGUGCCAAGUGUUUCUGUUAUCCUACAAAGCGAAGAAUAAGAAGGAGACCCCGAAACCUAACCAUCUUGAAUCUCCCAGAAGAUGUGCUCUUUCAUAUCCUGAAAUGGCUUUCUGUUGGGGACAUCCUAGCAGUUCGAUCUGUACACUCCCACCUGAAGUACCUGGUGGACAACCACGCCAGUGUAUGGGCAUGUGCUAGCUUUCAAGAGCUGUGGCCUUCUCCAAAGAACCUGAAGCUCUUUGAAAGGGCUGCUGAAAAGGGAAAUUUUGAAGCUGCUGUGAAGCUGGGCAUCGCCUACCUCUACAAUGAAGGCUUGUCUGUGUCUGACGAGGCCCGUGCAGAAGUGAACGGCCUGAAAGCCUCUCGUUACUUCAGUCUCGCCGAGCGACUAAAUGUCAGUGCCACACCUUUCAUCUGGCUCUUCAUCCGCCCUCCGUGGUCAGUGUCUGGAAGUUGCUGCAAGGCUGUGGUUCAUGAGAGCCUCAAGGCGGAGUGCCAGCUACAAAGAACUCACAGAGCCUCCAUACUGCACUGCUUGGGGAAGGUGCUAAGUCUCUUUGAGGAUGAAGAGAAAAAGAAGCAGGCCCGUGACCUCUUUGAAGAGUCUGCUAAUCAGGGAUGUUUGACCAGCUCAUACCUCCUCUGGGAAAGUGACAGACUGAUAGACAUGUCUGAUCCCGGGCGAUGCCUCCACAACUUCCGGAAACUCAGGGACUAUGCUGCCAAAGGCUGCUGGGAAGCCCAGCUGUCUUUAGCCAAAGCCUGUGCCAAUGGAAACCAGCUUGGACUAGAAGCAAAAGCAUCCAAUGAGAUAGUCCUCCAGCUGUUUCAGGCCUCCCGUGCUGUUAAUAAGCAGGAGGUUUUUUCUGUGCAGAAGGGACUCAACGACACAAUGAGGUACAUUCUAAUCGACUGGCUUGUAGAAGUUGCCACCAUGAAGGACUUCACAAGCCUAUGCCUUCACCUGACUGUGGAGUGUGUGGACCGGUACCUACGGAGGAGGCUGGUUCCCCGGUAUAGGCUCCAGCUGCUGGGCAUCGCCUGCAUGGUCAUCUGCACCCGGUUCAUCAGCAAAGAGAUCUUGACAAUCCGGGAAGCUGUGUGGCUCACAGACAACACGUACAAGUAUGAAGACCUGGUGAGGAUGAUGGGAGAGAUCAUUUCUGCCCUGGAAGGCAAGAUUCGAGUCCCCACUGUGGUUGAUUACAAGGACGUCCUGCUGACUCUGAUCCCUGUGGCACCAAGAACCCAGCACCUGUGCAGCUUCCUCUGCGAGCUCUCUCUGUUGCACACCAGCCUGGCUGCCUACUCCCCAGCCCACCUGGCUGCAGCUGCCCUGCUGCUGGCAAGGCUGACCCACGGGCAGACACAGCCUUGGACCACUCGGCUGUGGGACCUCACUGGGUUCUCCUGUGAAGACCUCAUACCCUGUGUCUUGAGCCUUCACCAAAAGUGCUUCCACGAUGACAUCCCCAAGGAUUACAGACAAGUCUCUCUGACCGCAGUGAAACAGAGGUUUGAGGACAAGCGCUACGAAGAGAUCAGCCAGGAAGAGGUGCUGAGCUAUAGCCAGGUGUGUGCAGCUCUAGGAGUGAAACAAGAGAGCCCAGAACCCACAUCUUUCCUCAGCUCAGGGGACAUUCACUCCUUCCUUAGCUCUCCCUCUGCAAGGAGAACCAAGAGGAAGCGGGAGAACAGCCUCCAGGAGGACAGGGGCAGUUUCGUCACCACGCCCACUGCAGAGCUGUCCAGCCAGGAGGAGACACUACUCGGCAGCUUCCUAGACUGGAACCUGGACUACUGCUCUGGCUACGAGGGCGACCAGGAGAGUGAGGGCGAGAAAGAGGGCGAUGUGACAGCUCCCAGCGGCAUCCUCGAUGUCACCGUGGUGUACCUCAACCCAGAACAGCACUGCUGCCAGGAAUCGAGCGAUGAGGAGGCCUGCCUGGAGGAUGAAGGAUAUCAGGACCUGCAUGCCAUGGUGACAAGCACCCAGACACCUCUAGCCCCAGGACCUGAGGCCCCUCUCUGCAGCAGCAGAGAACUAGGCAAGGACGUUAUGACCUCAGGGUACUCCUCCAUCAGCGGUGUGAGUCCCACAAAGUCGGUGGACAGUAGCCCGCCCCAACCUACCUCAGCACUGUCCCCAGGCAGUGACUCAAACAUACAGCCUUGCCACCAUCAUGCCAGGAAGUCGUGUUUACAGUGUCGUCCCCUGAGUUCCCCAGAGAGCAAUGUUCCCCAGCAACAGGUGAAAAGGAAAAAUCUGUCCACCUCCAGCAAGGAAGAGCAGGACACGAACUUGAGCUUCCUGAGUGAAGCUGUGAGUGUGUCAGUGUUUGCCACAGUGAAUCUUUGUGGAAACAGGGCUGCUGCUGCAGUAGCAAGGAGUGGGGGCACUGGCGAUGGAUGAUGUGUAGACCUCCAGUGGCCUCCACGGGGAGCAGAGAGAACUUGGGGCACUGACCAUCUUUCACCAGGGGGGUCACAUUUGAGCCAUCAAAAUGUCAAAAUCAGAACAAAAACUCAUCCUUCUCUUUUGAAACUUUAACCUCAAA
Molecule: messenger RNA, 2709 nt
Organism: Phyllostomus hastatus (greater spear-nosed bat)
Lineage: Eukaryota; Metazoa; Chordata; Mammalia; Chiroptera; Phyllostomidae
Gene: CCNF
Product: cyclin F
Exons: 17
Coding region: 102-2564 (820 amino acids)
Biological process (GO): regulation of cyclin-dependent protein serine/threonine kinase activity; mitotic cell cycle phase transition
Cellular component (GO): nucleus; cyclin-dependent protein kinase holoenzyme complex; cytoplasm
Molecular function (GO): cyclin-dependent protein serine/threonine kinase regulator activity; protein binding
Source: RefSeq, a predicted model, not a curated record